Molecule: messenger RNA, 576 nt
Organism: Saccostrea echinata
Lineage: Eukaryota; Metazoa; Mollusca; Bivalvia; Ostreida; Ostreidae
Product: perlucin-like
Exons: 4
Coding region: 16-498 (160 amino acids)
Molecular function (GO): signaling receptor activity
Source: RefSeq, a predicted model, not a curated record
CUGAGAAAAGUACUUAUGGAGGAACUGGCAAAAUUCAGGUUGGAAAUGAAAGCUUUACCUGUCAGUACUAGUACAUUAUCUUCAGUCAGUUGUCCCGCUGGAUGGACUCUAUUUCAAAGAUCCUGUUAUUUCUUUGGGUACGACUAUGGUAACUGGACUCACGGGAAAAAUCAGUGCGAAAGAAAGCACGGGAGCUCAAAGUAUCUUAGAAUAACAAGUGAAGCAGAAGAUACCUUUAUUCGGGACUACGUGAGAGGUCAAGGACUGACCGACGUAAAAACACGUGAUUUCUGGAUUGGAGGAACCGAUGCCGUACGGGACGGGGUGUUCUUGUGGGAGGGACACUUUCAGCAGUUUACGUACACUGACUGGGGUCCCGGGAACCCUGACAGAAUUGGUUCAGCAGAUUGUGUUAUCCUGUUUAAGCGCUCAGACUAUAAAUGGCAUGAUACCAGCUGUUCUAAUGACAACAGUUAUAUUUGCGAAAUUGAGUCGUAGAUUGAAUAUGUAGCUACAUGUACCAGUAAUAAUUUAUGUAUAUCACACAAAAUAUAUUUUGUUGAAAAGGUGAGAGCA